Molecule: messenger RNA, 3347 nt
Organism: Lytechinus variegatus (green sea urchin)
Lineage: Eukaryota; Metazoa; Echinodermata; Echinoidea; Temnopleuroida; Toxopneustidae
Product: DNA nucleotidylexotransferase-like
Exons: 10
Coding region: 18-1739 (573 amino acids)
Biological process (GO): double-strand break repair via nonhomologous end joining
Cellular component (GO): nucleus
Molecular function (GO): DNA-directed DNA polymerase activity; DNA binding
Source: RefSeq, a predicted model, not a curated record
AUACUGCUAUAGACAUCAUGGCGGCGCCCGAUCCCAAACGUCGAAAGCAUUUCCACAAUAAAGAGUCGGAGGAAUUUCCUGUGAAAUUCCCAGAUAUCAUCAUUUUCAUCGUAAAUGCAAGGAUCCAGAAAAUACGAUUGAAGAAACUUCGGUAUCUUGGACGAUCUAAGGGAUUCGUAUUAUCACCUGAACUAAAUGAAUCUGUAACCCACGUUGUGUCAGAACUGAGCUCCCGAGACCAUGUCAUCAGUGUUCUUCAGAGGAUCUGCCGGUCGCAGCGGAAUAAUGAUUUUAAUGCCUUUGACUUUGCACAGAAGGCAGAACUGCUUUCCCUCAGCUGGUACACAUCGUGCAUGGAAGAAGAAAAGCCAGUGGAGAUCACGGAUGAACACAGAAUACCUGCUAAAAAACUGCUUGAUCUUGAUGCUUUAGAAGAACAAGAAGGUGAGGAUAAACCGAUUAAUAGCAGGUUUGCCUGCCAGAGGAUAACCCCACUCAACCAUCCAAAUAAGAAAUUCACGGAUGCAUUAGAGUUUUUAGAGAGAGCUGCAGAACUGCGGAUGGGAGAUAAUAGUCGCUCAAGAGCCCUGGCGUUCCGUAAGGCGUCUGCUGCCCUCAAAGCUUUACCGGAAGAGGUCACGAAGCCCGAAGAUGUGGAUAAAUUGUAUGAAAUUAGGGGAGGAAACCACUGCAAACGGGUGAUCUCAGAUAUACUUGAAAGAGGGUACAGCUCAGAAGUCAAAGGAAUUAGCCGCAGCCCUUGGUAUCAGAACAUGUCGCUCUUUACAGGUGUAUAUGGAUGUGGUAUAUCUACGUCAGCUAAGUGGUGUCAAAUGGGAUUAAGAAGUCUGGAUGAUGUGAAGGCUAGUUAUGUUCUUAACCUGACAAGGUCACAACUUAAAGGUAUUGAGUUUUACGAUGAACUGAACACACUUGUCACAAAGGAAGAAGCAACAUGGAUCCAUGAUGCUGUCUCUCGAGAAGUAGCAGCCAUACGUCCUGGUAGUACUGUUGUUAUGACUGGUGGGUUCCUCAGGGGAAAGGAGACGGGUCAUGAUGUUGAUUUCUUGAUAUCCCAUCCCGAGGAAGGCAAAGAGAAAGACAUCCUUGGACCUCUUCUCCAAGCCCUCAACAAGAAAGGUCUUCUGGAUUAUACUGACAUCCAAAACAGCACUGUCAACAAUACCACCGUCCAAAAAGGUGUGGAUCCAUCAAGGUACACUCUGGAUCGUUACGAGCGUUGCUUCAGUAUCUUCCGUCUCCCGAAGACUGCGCAGAGUAUCAGGGUCGAGACCUCAGAUCCAGAAAGAACUGUUGAGCAGAUUCCUGCUCCGAUGGAUGUAGGUCCUCCUGCAUCCGAGUCAUCCAAUGCUGCAGCUUCCGCAAAUGGAUCAGUCAUUCCAGGUUUAUCCUUGCUUGACAAGACAAACGGAAGUGCCACGUCGGAAGGUGAUAUCUUGCAAAAGACUGUAGCUCCCGGUCGUUCCUGGGUGGCCAGGAGAGUGGACUUUGUCAUAGCUCCUGCGAGUCAGUAUGCCUUUGCUAAACUUGGAUGGACAGGUUCAAAGAUGUUUAAUCGCUCGAUGAGAGAUUAUGCCAACAAAGUCCUGAAUAUGAACCUCUCAAGUCAUGGGCUGUUCGAUAAGACUAAUAAUUGUUCCUUGACUGCCAAUACAGAGGAAGAGAUCUUUGAGUUGCUCAAACUGGAAUACAGGAAACCAGAGGAGAGGAACUGCUAAGGUAUGGGAGUUCAGUGGAACUACCAGAGCAUCUUGUUUCACAUGCUGACUUGAUGUAAUGUAUAAAAUUAAUGAUAAGCAUGUUAGUCUGGUGUUUGAUGUAGAAACCUAUGUCAGAACUACAUGUAUGGCAAGGUGUAAUUUUUGUAAUGAUAAAUAAUAAAUCUUAUGCUCAAUGAAUCUCAUAACCUUAAAAAAUAGCAAGGUGUUUUGGUACAUCUAUGUUUAGUGCUAUUGCAUUUAUAAGCAAUAAUAAGCUUUGAUGUUAAAAUGUCAGAACACUAGUGCACUGGUAUACAUGUGCGAUCAGUGUUAAAUUUAGUACAAGAGUAUCAAAGAUACAUGUAAGAAAUUUAUAAGAUAAGUGCUCAUAAAAGGGUGUUGAUGCUUGGUGUUAAUAGAGAUAUCAUAAACAUUAGAAAGCAUUGACAGAGUACUGCCUACAUGUAGGUACAAAACUCGACAUGGGUCAAAACUGACAUGACAUACAUGUAUAUUUCCUAUGAGAUAGAUUUUAUCAAUAAUGAUAUUUUCAUAAUUCAAUUUAUAUAUAUGUAUAGUGGUUUAUCUAGCACUCAACUUUACAACAUACCCCACCCUGAUGUUGACUUGAUUGCUACAUGGUGAUGAUAUAGUGGUUACAACAUAAAAAGUGAAUAUAUUAAUGAUUUUCAAGUGUCAGUGAGAUACUGUAACAUAUGGCACAUACUUCCUGUUUAACGUUUGAGAAUUUCAAAACUGAACUUUAGUAUGUCUUGCCUUCUCCAAACAUGAUUGUGAUGAAGAUGGUACAUCUAUAAUUCCCUUUACAAUUCUGUGGUUACAAAGAGAUUGAUUAUAAGUGAGAACAGUGAUCUUACAGGGUCCAUAUGUAAACCAAUUAUUAAGCUUUGCUGUGCAAGAAAGGCUUUUACAUUUUCUUAUUGAGUCUCUCUUCUUGAUUCCCCAUUUUGUCUGGGUUUUUUGAAAAUAUUUUAUAUUUUAUUUGCAGCUGAAAUUCUUCAUGCAUUACCAGGUUUUUUUUUUUGCAUCAAUUUUGUUUUCAAAUCAUUCAUUCCUUUAUUCUUACUGCAAUUAUUUUUACUUUCUGCUGAUUUAUUCGCUUUCAAAAACAUGGUUUUGGUUCAUUUUCUUUACAAACUGGAUAAGUUUUUGUUCUGCAUAUUUUUUUCCUGUAUGUAUUAUCAUUUUUAGGCCUGAAGGAACCCUCCUAAUUCAAAAGUCACAUAUUUUAUUAAAUAAUCCUGCAAACAUUUUAUCCCUGUCUUCACAUUAAAAGUAGAUAAAACAAUGCAUAAUAACAGGAAGCCAUUAUGAAAGAUGCAUGACCUCUUCCAAUUUGUAAAAAAAAAUAUAUUGAAAAAAAGCCAAGUACAAUGCAUUUGCCAUAAUAGCAUUCCUCCCUUCCCACUAGUUUUUGUCUAUAAUAAUGAUAAUGAUAAGGUCGGAUAGGAAAGCCUGCGGGCUACAGUAAUUUAUUUAACUUUUUCCUUUUCCAGGCAACCUGGACUUGUUCUGUAAACAUCCCUUUUCACCGUGUAAUUGUAUAUUCUCUUGUAAAUUGAUUGUAAACUGUUUUUGUUGAAAUGCUGAAUAAAAUAAUAAUAA